Molecule: messenger RNA, 705 nt
Organism: Cladophialophora yegresii CBS 114405
Lineage: Eukaryota; Fungi; Ascomycota; Eurotiomycetes; Chaetothyriales; Herpotrichiellaceae
Exons: 6
Coding region: 1-705 (234 amino acids)
Biological process (GO): DNA repair
Molecular function (GO): polynucleotide 3'-phosphatase activity; double-stranded DNA binding; ATP-dependent polydeoxyribonucleotide 5'-hydroxyl-kinase activity
Source: RefSeq, a predicted model, not a curated record
AUGCUCACCGAUGGCAGGGACCUUGCGGCAAACAUCGGCAUCAAGUUCCAGACACCAGAGGAAUUCUUCCUCAAUGCGCCCACGGAGCCAUACGACCACAUCUUCGAGCCCAGUAGAUAUCUUCAGGUCACCCAAGCCGCUGAGGGAACCACACAUGAUGCAGCAGCUCCUGCUGUAGCCGCGCCCUUCACCAAGGACAUCAAACAAGACAUAGUCGUCUUCUGCGGAAGCCCUGGCGCUGGGAAGAGCACAUUCUUCUGGGACGUUCUCCAACCCCUCGGCUAUGAGCGCGUCAACCAGGACAUACUGAAGACACGCGAUAAAUGCGUCAAGAAAGCGCGGGAGCUUUUGGAAGCAGGGGCGUCCGUGGCAAUAGAUAAUACCAACGCGAACGUUGAAACUCGGUCGCACUGGGUUAAGCUCGCCCGCGAAUUCGAUGUCCCUAUCCGCUGUGUGCGUUUCACGGCCUCGACACGCCUAGCGGAGCACAAUGAUGCCGCCAGAGCCUUGAACACGAACAUAAUGAACCCUGAGAAUCGAUCUCAGCUUCCCAGCAUCGCGUUCCGCUCGUUCCUACAAAGACUCCAGGAACCUACCCUUGACGAAGGCUUCCAAGAUAUCUACAAGGUGGAUUUUGAGUUCAAAGGCACCGACGAGCAGAAAAAGCUCUGGUCGAGAUACUGGGUAUCAAAAUACUCAACAUGA